AUGAUGCAGGCAUCUACCACACUGUGGCUUGGAGCGUUAACGUUGCUGGAUGAUCCACCUCAGAGUUGGAAGGGGCCUACAAGGCCACUGGAGAUCUGUCAUUUUAUCAACACCUACCGGGAGGGGAAUCAACAAGCCGCAGAGCUCCGCAAUUCUGCUUCCGGGGUUCUCUUUUCUCUCAGCUGCAACAACUUCAAUGCCGUCUUCAGCCGUAUCUCCACCAGAUUGCAGGAAUUGACUGUUUGCUCUGAAGACAAUGCUGAUGUCCACGACAUUGAACUCUUGCAGUACAUCAGUGUGGACUGUGCUAAGCCGAAGUGUAUUCUGCAAGAGACGGCCUUUAAAUUUAAAUCCCUCCAGAAACUUGCGCAGAUGGCAGUUAUCAAUAGUCUUGAAAAGGCAUUUUGGAACUGGGUGGAAAACUAUCCGGAUGAGUUUACUAAGCUGUACCAGACGCCACAGAUGGAUCUGGCAGGUUGUGCAGAGAAGCUGUUUGAUUUGGUGGAUGGAUUUGCUGAAAGCACGAAACGCAAAGCAGCCGUUUGGCCCUUACAAAUCCUCCUCCUUGUCUUGUGUCCAGAAAUCAUCCAAGACAUUGCCAAGGAUGUGGUAGAGGAAAACAAAAUAAACAGGAAGCUGUUUCUGGACAACCUCAAGAAGGCUCUUGCAGGCCACAGUGGAAGUAGGCAACUGACUGAAAGUGCAGCCAUUGCUUGUGUUAAGCUGAGCAAAGCAUCAACCUACAUCAGCUGGGAAGACAAUUCUGUCAUUUUCCUUCUAGUGCAGUCCAUGGUGGUAGAUCUCAAGACUAAAAUAACCGGGGCGCACAUUGGGUGUUUUAUAGAACCUGCUCUUCAAGCCUUUUUCGAGAAGCAACCAGAAUGCAGACAUAGACCUCAUGAUUGA
Molecule: messenger RNA, 906 nt
Organism: Elgaria multicarinata webbii
Lineage: Eukaryota; Metazoa; Chordata; Lepidosauria; Squamata; Anguidae
Product: neurofibromin-like
Exons: 2
Coding region: 1-906 (301 amino acids)
Source: RefSeq, a predicted model, not a curated record